CGAAAAGUUCGUUUCAUUUCAGUUUGUUUAUUCCCUCCUUAUCAUGUCUGUUUAUACGGAAGCCGAUAUACAGCAGGAAUUAGAUGAUAUAUCUGCUUUUUGUGCUGACAUAAAUGAAGAAGAUGAAGUUUCAUGGCUUGGUCAACUGGAUCUUGAUGUUACACCAAAUCAGUCAGGAAUCAAUCAAUCCUUAGAUGUAUCAUCGUCAAUGCUUAAUGAAUUAGAUGAAAAUGCAAAAGACAGCUGGUUAUUUCCAGUUAAAGGAUUUGAGAAACGAGAUUAUCAGCUUAAUAUAAGUAAAUCAGCAUUAUUUAACAAUACAUUAGUAUUACUUCCGACCGGACUCGGAAAAACCUUUAUAGCAUCAGUAGUAAUUUACAAUUUCCUGCGAUGGUUUCCACAAUCAAAGAUAGUUUUUAUGGCACCAACAAGACCUCUUGUGCAUCAACAAAUGUCUGCUUGUUAUGAUGUAGUUGGAAUUCCGAAAACCGAGACAGCAGAAAUGACAGGAUUAACAAAAAGUAAGAAGAAACGCAAGGAAAAUUGGGACACAAAAAGAGUUUUCUUUGCUACGCCUCAAGUCAUUCAGUCAGAUUUAAAGGAAGGAUUAUUUCCAUCCACAUCCAUUAGAUUACUAGUUUUUGAUGAGGCUCAUAAAGCAAAAGGCGAUUAUGCUUAUUGUAAAGUCAUUGAAGCAAUUUAUCGAGUGAAUAACAAAUUUCGAGUAUUGGCACUAACUGCUACAGCAGGUAAAACUGCUGAUGUGAUACAAAUUAUUCAGAAUUUAUUAAUCUCAAAAAUUGAGCAUCGAUCAGAAGGUUCAAUUGAUGUGCACAGAUAUACACAUAAGAAAUUAAUUGAUAUAGUUCCAGUCAAGCUUUCUGCUGACAUCCAAGAAAUUUAUGAUACUUUCUUAAAAGUUGUGGAUCCAAUCAUAUUGGAACUUAGAAAACUUGGUUUAAUUCAGACCAAUCAAAUUUCAAAAGGAUACCUAAUCAUGCAAAGAAAGAAUCUUGGAGAAAAUCGUACAAUAUUGAAUAAUCAAAAAUCAAUAGCAUUUGGAAAUUUCUCAGCUGCAAUUGGAUUUUAUCAUGCCUUAGAAAUUCUGCAACGACAUAGUGUCCAUUUGUUCCUAAAGACUCUGAGAGAUGAUGAUGAUAAGAAGAAUUUCAAGUUCUUUAUAGCAAGAGAUUUUAAAAUGACAAAUUAUGUCAAGGAACUUGAAGAAAAAUACGAUCCGGUUAGUCCAUUUAAAAUAAAUAUACAUCCAAUGCCAAACGGAAGAGUUCCUGACUAUCCAGACAACGUAGAUUUUGGCCAUCCCAAGUUUGAUAUCCUGAAAACUAAGUUAAAGGAAUAUUUUGAUAAUAAUGGAACUAAAGCAAUCAUUUUCUGUGAAUAUCGAGAUACCACACAUUUAAUAUACGUUUUAUUACUUCAACUUCGGCCUCAAGUCAUGCCAAGUGCCUUAAUUGGACAAGGAGGCUCUUUGAGACAAAAAGAUCAGAUGCAAAUUAUGAAAAAUUUUCGUGAAGGUAAGACAAACACUUUAGUAUGUACUUGUGUCGCUGAAGAAGGCUUAGAUAUUGGAGAUGUUGAUCUAGUCAUCUGCUUUGACAUCAAUUCUAAGAGCGCUGUUAGAUUUGUUCAAAGAAUCGGAAGAACAGCUCGAAAGAGACAAGGAAAUGUUAUAGUUCUCGCCACAGAAGGAAAGGAACUAGCAAUUUCAAGAGACUUGCUGCAUUCAAAAGAUCAAAUGAACAAAAGUAUGUCCCGAAAUAUGAAUAAUGAGAUAACCAAGUAUUAUUAUAAAGGACCUAAGCUAUUUCCAAAAGAUUUUAAUCCAAAAUGUAUCGAAAUGAAGUUUAUAAUACCAAUUGAGGAUGUAGAAGAAGAGGAAAUUGUUAAAAAUAAGUCAAAAGGAAGAAAGUCGACAAGAAAAGUUGGAAAGAAAAAUAAUGUUGAACCAAAAAGUUCUAAGGAAUCGAUCACAAACUAUUUAAAACCAAUUAGUAAGAGAUCAAAGAAAAGCUUGGGAACAAAUGAUGAGAUAAUGGAAGUCGAUGAAGUUCCAAUAAUUAAUGAUAUUGAAAAAUUAGAUGUUAUUGAUUUAGGUGAAGCUAUUGAACCUGCUAAUAUAUUAGAUGAUCCUUUGAAACUUGUUAACAGAGAUAUAAAUUUCAAUGAAGUAUUGGACAAAUAUAAAUCAAGUGUUAAUGAGUUGAUAGAAAUUAAUGGAAUUAAGGAACGAAUUUAUCUCAAAAACUUAAUAGAUCUACAUGCUGAAAAAGAAAUGAAUACGUUUAUGAAUUUAAUAUCAUUUUUAAAUGAACCUGCGACCAAAAAGACUGAAAAUUUUGAACUUGAACCUGGAGAUAUUGACUUAUCAUUAGUGGAACCUGUUGAAAAUACAGACCAAAAGAUUAUAGAACGAAAUGAACGUUUAAAGCCAAAAAAGAGAAAAUUUAUGCCUGUGACAUCAAAGUUCAAUGAAUCAAAUGACAUUUUAAAAUCUCCAGAAAAAAGUCCGGAACCAAAAACUCAACAAUUCAAUUUUAAUUCGCCACUUCCAAUUAAAUUCGGUGAUCUUAGAAACUCAUCUACGCCAAUAAUAACCAGACAUUUCUCACCAAGAAUAUCCAAUUUGUCUUCGGAACUGAAUAAGUUUUCACCAAAACCUUUGCAGAAUUUUCCAUUGGAACAAACCAAAUUUUCGCCAUUGCCAAUUAGUCCAUUAAUUCGACAAUCGUCAGAUUUAAAUAAAGUCAAAGAUCAAAACAAUUUAGCCAAAUUUCUACAACCUCAAAAGGAUGUCAGUAAAACUGCUGUACAAAAUGUGUCCAAAAUUUCUCAUCUCGACGGUAAUGAAGAAAUUAAAAGGAAGUUUGAUUUCCUUGGAAUCAUGUCAAUUGAAGAUAUUUUUGAAGGAUGUGAUUCAUAUUUUGACUACAAUAAUAUUUCAAAAUGGUCAGAACCUGUCCAAAGUACUUCAAAAUUUACAGAAAAGCUUCAAAAGUCACCAAUUAAGGAUGAAGUUAUUGAUUGUUCAGUAAAUGAGUCAGCUACAGACAAUAUCCUUAAAAAGUUUAAUAUAAAAAAUAUCAAUGACCUUUUUGACUCGUCCAAUGAAGAAAAGUCUUUAAAAGAUAUAGAAAAAAAUAUUUUCAAUAACGAUGAAAUUGUUUCGAUUGGAAGUGACAACACACAAGUCUACGAUGUGGACGAAGAAAUAGCAAAAAUUGAAGAAAGCAAUCGACUAAUUCAUGAAAGUCGUUUAGUUCCACAUAAAAUAGAAUUUAGUGAUGAAGAAUAUCCAGAAGUAAUAGAAAGUUCACAAAAGGAAAAUUUGAUGCAGCCAUCGACCAGCCAUGAUGAUUCGUACCUGAAAAAAACUAAUUCUAAACCUAAUUUAUCUAAACUAAUGAGCUCAAUGCAAAGUAAUGGCAUACUUACAGCUAGGACACAAGAUAAUCGAUCACCUUCAACAUCACAAGUUCAAACACAAAAUGUUUUCACUCAAAUGAGAUUCUCGACACCGCCAAAUCAGGAAAUAACAAUUAGAUCUGAUGAAAGUACACCAGAAAUAAGCAACAAGUCAUCAUUCUACCAAAGAACACAAAAUUCAAGUCCAAUUACAUCUCGAUCAAUGGCUGAUCAAUUAGAAGCAAUCAAAUCUAAUUUCAAAAGUCCGGCUGUGCGACGAAAAAAUCUUCGAAAGAAAAGAUUACCACAUAGCAAGUUCCUACAAACACAAGCAGUUGUUGAUGAUCAUUAUGCAUCAUCAGACGAGCCAGAAGAUAAUGAUACAUCACUUAAUGAAUUUGUUUGUAAUGAUACUGUCGCACAUGAUGAUACAAUGAUGCACGCUAGAUAUCUUAAAAGUCUUCAAUCACCGUCUACAGCUAGGAAUGGUCGUUUUGUGUUAAAGCAAUUGCAACCUGCUAAUUUAAGUGAUAUUUAUUCACAAAUGCCACAUGACGAAGAAACAUUUGAAGACAGUGAUGACAGUUUGGGCUCAUUUAUUGUGGAUGGUGAGGUUGAAUCUGUUGAAUCAGAGUUUGAUGAAUUGGAAUUGGCAGAAAAUAUGUUAAAAGAGAAGCGCAGGAAGCGUAAAUUAAAACAUAAUUUUGGAGAACAGAAAAAGAAGAGAAAAAUUGUUAUGGCUGAUUCUGGGAGUUCUGAUGAAGAUCAUGAAUUAAUGAAAUUAAGAAACGAAGUGCUAGCUAAUCCUGAUUAAAAGCUUUAUUGAUGAGAAGCAGAAAUAAGAGACAUUAUGAUAAUUAAAAGAGAAAUAAAUCAAAGAAAAUCAAACAUAAAAAUUGGGAGAGUUUAGAUUUCCAAUUUUAAUUUUAAACAGAUUUGUAGGGAAAAGUUGGUUCCAAAACAUCAAAUCACCAGGAAAGUAAAAUGUAUUCGAUGCAAUCUUUAAUGUUAAUCUAGAAUAUUUG
This is a messenger RNA of Chironomus riparius, 4448 nucleotides long. The record is from the annotation of a GenBank genome assembly. NCBI's taxonomy places the organism in Eukaryota, Metazoa, Arthropoda, Insecta, Diptera, Chironomidae.